Notolabrus celidotus (New Zealand spotty) is the source of this 2666-nucleotide messenger RNA. It is a transcript of the gene metrnlb, whose product is annotated as meteorin like, glial cell differentiation regulator b. Gene Ontology annotation, biological process: positive regulation of brown fat cell differentiation; energy homeostasis. Gene Ontology annotation, molecular function: hormone activity. Bases 226 to 1107 code for a protein of 293 amino acids. Lineage: Eukaryota; Metazoa; Chordata; Actinopteri; Labriformes; Labridae. The transcript has 5 exons. The record is from RefSeq and is a predicted model, not a curated record.
UGGUCUGCAGCGCGCGCACACUGCUCCUUUGACGCACCUCUUAUCAAAAUGUUUUCCGCCUCAGACCCGACCUUUACCUCGGCUGAGCCUGCCAUGUAGCACGCGUGUGCUGAGAGGAGCUCUGGGGGAAUCCUUUCUGGAUUUUGCAGCCUUGGAGCAGAAGAGCGCGCGGCUUGCUGGUCUGCUGUGCGGGGUCCGGGGAAAUUCCGGGGCGGACGGGCCACCAUGCUCCGGCUGUGGGCUGCGCCUUGGAUCACAGCUGUGCUCCUGUGCGAGGCGGUGGCGCAGUAUUCCAGCGACGAGUGUAGCUGGAGAGGAAGUGGUCUGAGCCAUGAGUCUCAUCGCAGAGAUGUGGAGCAGAUCUACCUCCGCUGCUCUCAAGGCUCUCUGGAGUGGAUCUACCCCACAGGAGCCAUCAUUAUCAACCUGCGGCCAAACACAGAGCCUUCAUCAGGACGCAUGGCAGGUCUCCAUGUGUGCAUCAAACCCAAAGCGUACUCCAAGGGCUCUAACGUGUAUCUGGAGCAUGCCGGGGAUCUGACCCUGCUGAUGACAGAGAAGGACCAGGCUAAGGGCUCGGUUCACUGCUUCAGCCUCACAGAGAGGGUUCUCUUUGUGGAGGCCGUGCCCCAGACAGACAUCAGUCGCAGGAUCACCGCUUUCCAGUACGAGCUGGUUCCCAGUCAGGGGCCUGGAGCGCACAUGUACCCAUACCUGAACCCUGGUUUAGUCACAUGUAAACCGUGCUCAGACGAAGAGGUCCUUCUGGCCGUCUGCACCAGUGACUUCGCCGGCAGUGGCGUCUUCCAAGGUGUGUCAUCGGGUACGAGCAACCACUCUCCUGCUGUUGUGACUCUGACUCGUCUGUUCCGUCAGAAGAGCAGGGUGUUCUCUUGGAGCAGAGCCCGAGGGCGGCGUUGGGGCGGACGUAUCAAUGUUCCUGCACAGUGUGGUGUGGACCUUCGGGGGGAUGAGUAUCUUUUCACCGGCUCGGUUCAUUUUGGCGAAGCCUGGCUUGGCUGUGCGCCUCGCUACAAGGACUUCUUGAGGAUUUACAGCAGAGCUCUGAAAGCUGGAACAAACCCAUGUGAGAUAGACACAGACUGAAAGAUGCUCUCAUGUUUCUGAGUGAAACAGGAGGUCCAGGACUAAAAUGGAUGGAGCGACAGUAAUAUAAGCAGAGGAAUAAACCUGCAGACGUUAUUUCAGACUACUUCUGCUCUCUUUCGUAGUGCUGUGCGACUCAUUGAUGCCUUGCAGCCGAGAAGACAGUUUGGACAGUUGGAUUAUUCCAAGAGGCCCAAUUUAACAUGUCCCGAACUUUGACUGAUAUUUGUGGUGUGUGUGUGUGUGUGUGUGUGUGUGUGUGUGUGUGUGUGUGUGUGUGUGUGUGUGUGUGUGUGUGUGUGAUAGAGUUGCCUACCGUCCCGUUUCUCCAAGAAUUGUUCUCUGUUUUUCACCAGCUGUCCCAGGAGAGAUUUUUAUUUUUCCGGGACAGCUUGUGAAAAAAGAGGACAGUUCUCUUUUGUUCUCAAUUUGUCCCGUUUUUUGGGGGAAAAUGCAAAAACCUCAUUUGAUUUCCUUCGGUCUGUAGUCUAGAAAGGUCCCCCGUGUUUCUGCAGCUAUUUAAAAUUGUCUCUGUUUUCUUCCCGUCUAUGGGUAUGUCACACACCCGCACCCUAACCCUCUAAAGCGGCUCAAGCAGGGAGGGAAACUUGACCGAAGAGAGACAGCAAGUUAAAUUGACUGACGUUCUCCACGCUGAAGUCUUCUUUUCACCAACUUUUGGCGUCACCACUUGAAAUGGGAGGAGAGACGACUGACAAGGAAGGAGAUAGAGCAAAUACAUGCAAGCCACCAGCACGAAAAAAAACAUAUACUAGUUACAAUCCUGACUGGGGACACUGUCAGAGUUUGAAUGGGUACGGCCGACCCAGGGAGACAAUGUUUCUGCCACAUGCGUUUUGUGUCUGGCGAAAAUCUCCGUAAAAUAUGAAGGAAAAAAAGCAUUGGAAAUCCAUACAGAAACAAAAAGGCAUCAAGCUGUGGAAUCAAACAUACAAAAACAGGCAGCCAUUGAAACUUUCAAUACCAAAGAAGGUUCACCAGAAGAAGAUGAGGUUGCAGCGACAGAGCUUACCAGUGUCCUAUGCCUGAAUUUGAUGUUCAUUUGGUCAGUCUGAACUGGUAAUGAACUGGUAGUGGCCGAGUCCUUCGCCCCAAACAAUCAGUCGAGUGUCCCAUUUUUUUCACAAAUCCAAGGUGGCAACCCUUGUGUGUGAAUGUGUGUGUGUGUGUGUGUGUGUGUGUGUGUGUGUGUGUGUGUGUGUGUGUGUGUGUGUGUGUGUGUGUGUGUUGAAGUGUUUGCACAUGAGUAAGACAGCGAAUGAAUGAAAAAUGAAUUUAAAUUAGUUUUGUUUCUAACUGGUUUCAUUUUUUUUCCUGCUUGUGUGAUCAUUCUUGAAAUGAAAGUUUGCUUUGUAAAAAGCUUUCUGUAAAAUUUAGGAGUCUUCUGACAGAAGUGUAAAGUAUGCAGCUCUGUGAGUCUUUAUCUACUGUGUGUGUGUGUGUGUGUGUGUGCGUGUGCGGGUGCGCGUGUGUGUGUAAGUUUUGCUAAUGAGUUCAAAUGGUCUUUAUAUUUACAGAAAAUAAAAAACAAUCCUUUA